Messenger RNA from Exophiala oligosperma, 2759 nucleotides. RefSeq lists its product as uncharacterized. The record is from RefSeq and is a predicted model, not a curated record. Gene Ontology annotation, biological process: transmembrane transport. The transcript has 3 exons. Gene Ontology annotation, cellular component: membrane. NCBI's taxonomy places the organism in Eukaryota, Fungi, Ascomycota, Eurotiomycetes, Chaetothyriales, Herpotrichiellaceae. Gene Ontology annotation, molecular function: secondary active sulfate transmembrane transporter activity. Bases 324 to 2753 code for a protein of 809 amino acids.
CCCAUUCAGUCCCCGAGCCACCCUUCAGAGCCCUUUGUGGACCCCAAGUACCACUGGCACUUGAUGUCUAUUUCGAAGUAUGAACCCCGGUAUACAUAAUGUGGCAUGACGCUUUGCUGCUGCUGGGGGCUCUGUUAUGCUUGGAGGGUCUUUUUACACAUUGCUUUCUCUCCGGCAACUUACUUUCCAUAGCAAGGCACGGUAUUUAUGACCAGAAAGCAACCAGCUCAUGGUGAUUCUACUCUAUUCUACGAACGAGACCCAGGAUAAGCUGGUCCUUGUCGAGAAGCAACUUGAUUCAACUUUCUUCCUACGAUUACAGGAUGAACAACAUACUUCGGUGCAUCCAGACCCGCACGAAAUCUUUACUCACCGAGACAGCGCCAGAAUGCGAUAUAGGUCAAGUCUCAGACAUAGCGGGCAAAGCAAGGCAAAUUGUCCAAGAACCCUAUUUCGAACAUGAACCAAAAGUGUCUGAAUGGCUCAUGACACUCUCGCCCACGAAGGGAGGCAUGUAUCAAUAUCUUCGAAAUCUCUUCCCUUGCAUCAGGUGGAUUCCACGGUAUAACUGGCAUUGGAUGCUCGCAGACUCGAUUGCAGGCCUCACAGUAGGGCUCGUGGUGAUCCCGCAAGCUAUGGCGUACGCUCUCCUGGCGACUUUGAACCCAGACUUUGGCCUGUAUACGUCUUUUGCAGGAGCAGCAGUCUACUGGUUGUUUGGAACUUCCAAGGACAUCGUCAUCGGCACAACUGCUGUUGGGUCACUGCUGGUCGGCAACGUGAUCUCAGACAUACAGGGGUCUCACCCUGGUAUUUAUACUAAUGUCGAAAUCGCAAAAACGUUGUCCUUCAUGUCAGGAGCUAUUCUGCUGGCCAUCGGGCUACUGCGAUUGGGCUGGAUAGUUGAGGUUAUACCUUACAUCCCAAUCUCGGCGUUCAUCACAGCAGCGAGCAUCACGAUCAUGUCUACGCAAUUUCCAGUCAUGAUGGGCAUCCCUGGCAUCAACACCCGCCAAUCCCCGUACAAGGUAAUCAUCAGUUCGCUGAGCAACUUAGGUAAUACCCAGCUCGAUGCCGCAAUUGGUCUCUCGUGCCUUGUGCUUUUGGAGUUAAUCAAGAGACUGUGCACAAAGUUUGAAGUUCGGCAACCAUCUAGAAAGCGACUGUGGGCGACGGUUUCCUCCAUGAGGCUUUCGUUCUGCAUGCUGCUCUACACUUUCAUCAGCUGGCUCGUUCAACGCAACCUGUCUGAGAAUGAUUCAAAAUUCCGAAUUGUGGGACAUAUCGAUAAGGGCUUCAAGCACGCUGGCAUUCCCAGAUUUAAUACCGAACUACUCUCCUUGGUCAUUCCUAAGUCUCCAGUAAUCAUGCUUAUCCUUGUUAUUGAACAUAUCGCCAUUGCAAAGAAUUUUGGCAAAAAAUUUGGAUAUCAAGUCAUACCCUCCCAAGAGAUCAUGGCACAAGGCACGGCGAACCUGCUGGGCCCCUUUCUGGGCGGCUAUGCAUGCACGGGAUCAUUCGGCGCCUCGGCAGUCCUGGUCAAGGCCGGUGUGAAAACUCCGCUUGCUGGUGUUUUCAGUGCACUGCUUCUCCUGCUGGCACUGUACGCCUUGACGGCCGUUUUCUACUACAUCCCCAGGGCAGCUCUAGCUGGCUUGAUAAUCCAUGCUGUGCUGAACCUGGUUGCCAGUCCGAAAACCUGCUACAAAUAUUGGCGGCUAUCCCCGUUCGAGUUCGGGAUCUGGAUUGUUGGCGUUAUUGUUGCCAUUUUUACCGGACUGGAGACCUCGAUCUAUACCACUAUUGGACUGUCUCUAUUCUUCUUGUUAUUGCGAAUCGCUCGCACAAAAGGCCAAUUCCUAGGUCGUAUACCAAUCCAUCCGGUUGCAGUCGAUCUCAAUGCGGACUCCGUCAGGCAUGACCACAACUCGAGACUGUCCAGUAACAAUUUCGCAAGUCGCGAUGCGUACAUACCCAUCGAUCGCAAGGACGCCUCGAAUCCAGAAGCGGUGGUGCGAUCGCCUUACCCUGGAGUUUUUGUAUACCGAUUUCCAGAAGGAUUUAACUACCUCAACCAGACCUUGCACCUCAACAAUCUGACCGGUUACAUUCUUGCCCAUACUCGGCGCACGACAAAACAGGACGACGUCGACGCGCAUCAACUGUUAUGGUGUGACUCAGCAGCAACCAGGGAUAUCGAUACAAGCCUGCCAGACUUACGAGCCAUCGUACUGGACUGUUCAUCUGUCAACAAUCUAGAUAUCACCAGCAUCCAAGGACUUAUUGACGCGAGGAAUAUGUUGGACAGUUAUGCCGCACCAUCCUGGGUAGAUUGGCACUUUGCCACCCUGUGGAACCGCUGGUCUCGACGUGCGCUUGCAGCUGCAGGCUUUGGAUUUCCGACGAAACGAAAUCAGAUCGCGCUUGGGAACUGGGCCCCGGUGUAUACCCUGACUAGUUCUUUUGCUGGUGCAGAGCCUGAAGACGAGCGAGCUCAGGAGGCGAGGAAAGAUGAACAAAUCAAGACAGAAUGUGAAAGUAGGGCUGUGGAAACAGGUAUCGGCCCUGAGAAUGAUAUCGUGACGAUCAUGCAAAGUGACACCCAGUCACUUCGACAUGAAAAAAAUGGUACAGUUGUAGCGACAGCUGAGCAGCGCCGCGCUGUCUUUGGCCUAGACCGACCACUCUUUCACAUCGACCUUGAGCAAGCCAUCUCAGCCGCUGUGUGCAAUGCCAGACUGAAGGACAGUUGAUCGGGG